Molecule: messenger RNA, 3256 nt
Organism: Vicugna pacos (alpaca)
Lineage: Eukaryota; Metazoa; Chordata; Mammalia; Artiodactyla; Camelidae
Gene: CES5A
Product: carboxylesterase 5A
Source: RefSeq, a predicted model, not a curated record
GUGGGCUUCCUGGUCAAUGGGAGCUCGGCGCUGGGCAGCCCGAGACGCCGUCAGGUGGGCCUCCCACGUUCGCGGCCCGCGCUGCGUCCCUCCCUCUCCUGCUUCCUCUCCAUCUUGGUUCCAGCAGCUCGCCUUCUUGAUUGCUCUUCUGUUGCUGGGGCCGUAGCAGCCGAGGCCGAGUGGCCUCAGUUAACGCGAGGAGACUGUGGUUCUGAGGAAACCUGCGUUCCAGAUCGUUCGCCCUUGGGACAUGGGGACAGAUUCGGAUUUUUCUCUUCCUGCAUCCCACAAGCAUUUAUUGAGCACCUAGUAUGUGAGAGAGGAGGCUGUGAGAAGAGCAACACAGCAGGAUGAUACAAAGCCAGGGCCUGUUAUCGAGGAGUGUCUGCCGCCCUUUGCCAUCGCGGACCCUGCUCCGAGAUUCCCGGCCAUAGGUUACUAAGAUGAUUAUGCAGAUCUAUCAGAUAUAAGGAAAAAAUUCAGCCACCUCACCCAGUUUCUGCAAUCCCUACAAGGCUGCAUCUGAAAGUAGAGAGAUGAGGAAACUGAGGCUUAGCAAGAAAGGCAGCUAGUCAAUGGCAGAUCAAUGUGUAUGCUCUCCAGUUGUGAUGAAAACGAAGGCCAAGGCUACCUGGCACUUUUGUCAAUCACACGAGUGUGGCUUACAGGUCAUGGUGUGGCUCCCUGGGGGCGCCUUUGAGACUGGCUCAGCAUCCAUCUUUGAUGGGUCCGCCGUGGCUGCCUACGAGGACGUGCUGGUUGUGACGAUCCAGUACCGGCUAGGAAUGUUCGGCUUCUUCAACACAGGGGACAAGCACGCUUUGGGGAACUGGGCCUUCAUGGACCAGGUGGCUGCCCUCACCUGGGUCCAGGAGAACAUCGAGUUCUUUGGUGGGGACCCACACUGCGUGACCAUCUUUGGCGAGUCGGCAGGAGCCAUAAGUGUUUCCAGCCUUAUUCUGUCCCCCAUGGCCAAAGGGUUAUUCCACAAAGCCAUCAUGGAGAGUGGGGUGGCCAUCAUGCCUUACCUGAAGGCCCCUAAUGAUGAAAGGAAUGAGGAUUUGCAGAUGGUUGCAAAUAUCUGUGGCUGCAAUGCAUCAGACUCCGUGGCCCUGCUGCAGUGCCUGAGGGCAAAAUCCUCCAAGGAGUUGCUGAGCAUCAACCAGAGAGCCAAGUCUUUCACUCGAGUAGUUGAUGGCUUUUUCUUCCCUCGUGAGCCUGUAGACCUGUUGACUCAAAAAUCCUUUAAGCCGGUUCCUUCUAUCAUCGGAGUCAAUAACCACGAAUGUGGCUUCCUGCUGCCCAUGAAGGAGUUUCCUGAGAUCCUCGAGGGCUCCAACAAGUCCCUCGCCCUGCAUUUGAUACACUCCGUCUUGCACAUCCCUAUCCAGUAUUUAUACCUCGUGGGUAAUGAAUACUUCUACAACAAGCACUCCCUGGUUGAUAUACGAAAUAGCUUCCUGGAUUUGCUUGGAGAUGUGUUCUUUGUGAUUCCUGGGCUGGUCACAGCAAAGUGUCACAGAGAUGCCGGUGCACCUGUCUACUUCUAUGAGUUUCAGCACCGGCCCCAGUGCUUAAAGGACAAGAAACCGGCUUUUGUCAAAGCUGAUCACACUGAUGAAAUCCGCUUUGUCUUUGGAGGUGCUUUCCUGAAGGGCGACAUUGUCAUGUUUGAAGGAGCCACAGAGGAGGAGCAAUGGCUGAGCAGGAAGAUGAUGAGAUACUGGGCUAACUUUGCUCGGACUGGGGACCCUAAUGGGGAAGGCCUGCCUCUGUGGCCAGUCUACAGUCAGACCGAGGAGUACUUGCAGCUGGACUUGAACAUGAGCGUGGGACGGAGACUGAAAGAGCUGGAGCUGCAGUUUUGGACAGACAUCCCCCUGAUGAUGUCCAUGGCCGGAGCACUCCUCGGUCCUCUUUCUUCCUUAACCUUCCUUUCUCUGCUUCUGCCUUUCUUUUUCUCUUUUGCUCCUUGAGAAGUUAUCUUUGCGUGAUUUUGGUUUUCCUUUCUCCUUCUGAGAUUUCUGCCACAAUCAUUAGUUUCAUCUUUAGCUACUUAUGAAAUCAGCUGCUUUAGCUGAUGUUGUAGGGAUUGAGGAUGAUCCUCGGAGAAUUAUUUUCAACAUCAAAAUGCAAUUUGCCUUGGAAGGAUACCAGAUUUCUUCAGUAAAUUUGCAGGAGGACUGGCCCAUUAGUUGUCACCAUAAUGACCUUGUUACUUAUAUGAAAUAAAAUCAUAAUGUAAAAUCUGUACAGGGAACAGAAUUUAAUUCUGGGCUGAAAACUCCCCUCACAACCCCAGCAUCCAAGAUGAAGUAGACUCUACCAGAGAAGGUGUCUGUGUUUGUUACCUAAAAUACGAGUCCUCCAAGCCCUAUCCUGGGGGAUUUCAGCCGCAGUCUAAGCAUGGACAUCCUGAACAUCACUGCCUUGAACUGGGUCUCUUCUCUGGCUCAGGAGAUAUGUGGGGGAGGGGACAUGCCAAAGACUCUCCCUCUAAGUGAUGGAAAACAGACGUCCUCCAAGGUCAGAAACCCAGAAGUCAAACACCAGGCAGCAAAGUCAGGUCAAGGACACCAAGAAGAAAAGAUGUUUUCCUGAUGGGGUAGAGACUAAUCCAUCAUUCAGUAAAUCUACAAUGGGUACCCAAUGUAUACAAAGAAUAUCCCCACUGAGGAUACAAUGGUGAACAAAGGCAUACUCUGCACCAAAUGGUGAGUAAACAGACAGUAAGCAAACAUUCACACAAGUGACUAUCCUGUGAUAUGAAGUUGAUAACUUCACUCAGAAAGAGUAAGUUGUUCUAAGAAAGUGGAACAGGGGAACCUAAUUUAGGUGAAAGUCUUAGGAAGUUCUCUCUGGAGAAAUAACAUUUGUAAUAAGAAAGGAUGAAUUAAAGUUAACCAGAUGGGGUGGGGAGAGUGUUGUAUAUACAGUCAUUCAAAGGAUGCACUUUUACUUUUUAUAUCUGUAUAAUCCCUAUUGCAUCUAUAUAAUUUACCCAGGUAAUUAGUAUUUCUUUCUGAUUCCUUCAGAAUUACAUGAGGUGCAUAGAAUAGGAGGGUCUCUGAAAUGUCAGUAACUUACAGUUCAUCUGGGCCAGAGAUCUCCAACUCAUAGCCUGAAUCUGGCCCCCAGAAGAGUUUUGUUUAGCUCACACAAUGUCAAGUAUGUUUUGGAAUUAGUUCCACCUAAUUUUAAAUAAGGGAAAUUUCACAUUAAAAGACGUAUUUCCAGCUUCUCCAGGAAAAAACAA